AACAUAACAUAAAACAGAGCACUAGACAUGGAUACAAGCCAUUUCGUGUUGGUUCAUGGAGCUUGCCAUGGGGCAUGGUGUUGGUACAAGAUAAUUACUCUGUUAAAAUCUGCUGGACACGAAGUCACAUCACUAGACAUGGCUGCUUCUGGAAUCCAUCCAAAGCAAGUGCAUGAGCUGGAUUCUGUCACAGAUUAUUAUGAACCGUUGAUUGAAUUUCUAAGGUCACUGCCACAAGAUCAGAGAGUUAUUCUAGUGGGUCAUAGCUUAGGUGGGAUGUGUAUAUCUGUGGCCAUGGAAUUAUUUCCUAAGAAAAUUGCAGCUGCUGUAUUUGUCACAGCUUUCAUGCCUUCUCCUGAUCUAAGCUUCCUGACUCUUCUCCAAGAGUAUCAACAGAGAUUGGAUUCCAGCUUGGACACAAAGAUUAUGUUUGAUGAUAGCCCUAAUGAUAAACCAAAUGGAUCCAUGUUAUUUGGACCACAAUUCUUAGCAACCAAGUUGUAUCAACUAUCUCCACCUGAGGACUUGUCCCUUGCAAUGUCAUUAAUAAGACCUGUUCGUAGCUUUGCUGAUCAAGAACUAUUAGGAGAGAAAACAAGUGUCACACAAAACAACUAUGGAACUGUUGCAAAAGUCUACAUUGUAUGCCAACAAGACAAAGUGUUAGAGCAUGAUUUUCAGCUAUCAAUGAUUGAACGAAACCCUGCUAAUGAUGUCAAAGUGAUUGUUGAUGCUGAUCACAUGGCCAUGUUCUCCAAACCAAAAGAGCUUUUUGCAUAUCUUCAAGAAAUUGCGGGGGCAUAUUAUUAGCAAAUUAAUAUGCCUGUUGAUUUCAAUUUAGAAAGUAUUACCGAUGAUUAUGAAGAUUAAAUAUCAAUGUACCAUCACUCAAGAACUUCAGUAAAGAAUAAAUUGAUUUGUCUCUAAGUUAUCACUUUUUUUCAA
Molecule: messenger RNA, 945 nt
Organism: Medicago truncatula (barrel medic)
Lineage: Eukaryota; Viridiplantae; Streptophyta; Magnoliopsida; Fabales; Fabaceae
Product: salicylic acid-binding protein 2
Exons: 3
Coding region: 28-810 (260 amino acids)
Biological process (GO): salicylic acid metabolic process; jasmonic acid metabolic process
Molecular function (GO): methyl salicylate esterase activity; methyl jasmonate esterase activity; methyl indole-3-acetate esterase activity
Source: RefSeq, a predicted model, not a curated record